Messenger RNA from Monoraphidium neglectum, 776 nucleotides. RefSeq lists its product as hypothetical. The annotation marks the transcript as partial. The transcript has 2 exons. Gene Ontology annotation, molecular function: protein binding. The record is from RefSeq and is a predicted model, not a curated record. NCBI's taxonomy places the organism in Eukaryota, Viridiplantae, Chlorophyta, Chlorophyceae, Sphaeropleales, Selenastraceae.
AUGGAUGUCAUGUCGCUGCUGGACCUGCCGUCGUCAGCACUCGUGGCAGUCCUCGGUCAUGCGUGCCCGCGCUCCGCCCUCGCGCUGCGGCUGGCGUGCCGCCAGCUCCGCGCCGUGGUCGACGCCGCAUUGCAGCGCCGCGUCUGCGUCGGCGGCCUGCCUGGCAAUCUGCGGGCCGACGUGGUCGCGCCGCGCUUCCCGCGGGCCCAAGAGGUUGUGCUCUGCGGCCUCGCCGCCGCGGACCUGCCCGGCAGCUGCGCAGAGGGCGGCCCCGCGGGCGGCGCGCCGCAGGAGCCGCUGCAGCGGAUCUUAUCUGAGCUCGCCCUGCUGGAUGACGGCGCCUGGGGCGGCAUCGCCCGCAUCGCCGGCUGCCCGCCCAGCGCGCCGCUGCUGCGCCUGCUUGCUGCCGCCGCGCCGCGGCUGGAGGCGCUGCAGGUCAGCGGCGCCGGCGGGCUCGCCAGCAGCGGCGGCCGCGGCGCCGGCCCGGGCGCGGCCGCCUGCGAAGCCGCGCUGCAGGCACUGCUGCCCCUGGCGCCCACUCUGACGGAGCUGACCUGGCACGGCUUCGCGUGCGGCGCGCCCGCCCGCGGCGGCGGCGCGACGGCUGCCCUGGCCGCGCUCACCUCGCUGCGGCGCCUGCGGCUGCGCACGGCACCGGACGCUGGCAGGGCGGCGCGGGCACUGGAGGCAGCACUGGGCCGCCUCACCGCGCUGACGCACCUGUCACUGGAGGUCGGGCACGAGUCUCUAGAGCAGGACGACUGGGGCCGCCUGUG